Messenger RNA from Penicillium salamii, 1728 nucleotides. NCBI's taxonomy places the organism in Eukaryota, Fungi, Ascomycota, Eurotiomycetes, Eurotiales, Aspergillaceae. The record is from the annotation of a GenBank genome assembly.
AUGACCUCUUCACCUGCCAGAGCUACAAGCGACCCCUACUUUGACCUCGGAACAUGGGGUCGCAGAGUCAGUACGAAUUCCGAAGAAGCGCAGAUCUGGUUCAACAGGGCAUUAGUUUGGACUUACUGCUUUAACCACGAUGAAGCCAUUACUUGCUACAAACAAGCGAUCGCACACGAUGAAAGUUGCGCCAUGGCAUAUUGGGGAAUAUCCUUCUGCUCCGGCUCCAAUUACAACAAGACAUGGGCGCUAUUUGACGAAAGGGAUCGGAUCAAUGCCAUUCAACAAUGUUAUAAAUACUCCCAGGAGUCUUUGAAAUGGAUUCACAAUGCCUCGGAUUGGGAGCGGGCGAUCAUCAACGCGCAUGCCAUACGGUACCCCGAUGAUAAUCCCGGGAGAGAUCUGGGGGGAUGCAGCAGGGCAUAUGCGGAUUCGAUGAGGGAGGUGUAUAAGGGAUUCGGUCGCGAAGACUUCGACAUCAUCACGCUCUUUGCGGACGCGUUAAUGAACUGCGCCCCGCGAAAGCUAUACGACGCGUGCACAGGUCUCCCAAUAGCAUCGUCUCCGGUCUUUGAAGUGAAAGCGCUGCUGGAUGGCGCGUUGAAAAUGCCCGGUGUUGAGCGCCACCCCGGUCCCGCACACAUGUAUAUUCACCUGAUGGAGAUGUCGGCGACUCCCGAGGCGGCGUUGCCGGCGGCAGAGAUGAUUCGAGAAAUAUUCCCCGACACAGGACAUACUUUCCACAUGCCGGCGCAUAUUGAUGUGCUGGUGGGUGAUUAUCGAAGGGCAGUGGAAUAUAACUAUAAGGCGACAGUCGCAGAUGACAAAUACUUUCAACAUAAUGGUGGCUUGACAUUCUAUAGCUACUACCGCCUACACGACUACCACUCCCUUAUUUACGCUGCGAUGCUGGGUGGAAUGUCGAAGGCUGCUUUUUCGGCAGUGGACAGAAUGGAGGCUACAAUUACAGAGGAGAUUCUCCGAGUGGAAACGCCUGCUCUUGCAAAUUGGAUGGAAUUCUUCAAGGCCGUGAGAGUUCAUGUACUCAUUCGAUUUGGAAUGUGGGAGGAACUGAAACAGCUCGACCCGCCCGAAGAUAAAGAGCUAUACUGCGUUACGAACGUCAUGAGACAUUAUGGAAAAGCCAUCGCCUACGCAGCCACAUCCCAAGUCGACGAAGCAGACAAGGAGCGGGAACUGUUCAAAAGCGCAUCGAGACUCGUCCCACCCACCCGCCUCGACUUCCCAAAUAAAAUCACCGACAUCCUCAAAGUCGCAUCCGCAAUGCUGGACGGCGAAAUCGAAUACCGUCGAGGAAAUUACGAGAUCGCGUUCAAGAGACUUGCAGACGCAGUGGCAUUUGAAGACGAGUUGCCCUUCGCAGAGCCUUGGGGGUGGAUGCUUCCGGCUCGACAUGCCUAUGCGGCACUCUCGUUGGAGCAGGGUCGGGUUGAACAGGCUGCACAGGCGUAUGCAGAGGACUUGGGACUCUUCCAUACCCCCAAGCGUGCGCAUCAACAUCCGAACAAUGUGUGGGCUCUGCACGGCUAUCACGAGUGUCUUGAGCUUCUGGGUCGGCAUGCGGAGGCGAAUAUCAUCAAGAAACAGCUCUCGCUUGCUUUGGUGGGUGCGGAUGUAGAGAUUACAUCUUCUUGCUUCUGUAGGCUUGGGAAGGUUCCUUCGUGUUGCGGAAAGCCGAGCUUGAACGGUACUCAUGCUCUAGGUUAG